Messenger RNA from Sphaeramia orbicularis (orbiculate cardinalfish), 5497 nucleotides. RefSeq names its product cell adhesion molecule L1-like b (gene chl1b). The record is from RefSeq and is a predicted model, not a curated record. Gene Ontology annotation, biological process: cell-cell adhesion; axon guidance; brain development. Gene Ontology annotation, molecular function: cell-cell adhesion mediator activity. Lineage: Eukaryota; Metazoa; Chordata; Actinopteri; Kurtiformes; Apogonidae. Gene Ontology annotation, cellular component: axon; plasma membrane.
CCACUCUCCUUUUGUACACACCCAGUGAAUGGCCUUUAGAUGGGGCUUUGUGGGAAUGAUUGUCAGUGGCUUAAUGAGCGUCUUUGCCAAGCUAGAGGCUUUGGCAACAUAUGUGACUACAGUGGCUGUGUUUCCCUGUCUCCACUCUGGAUGACACAACACACACAACGGACGCAGCACUCUCCUCUUUUUUUUUUUUUUUUUCCUUCCGGCGUAAAUUAGAUUUUGCCUAACACAUGGUUUCCUUUUCUUCUUUCGGAUGUUAUUACCUGGAAUGGAAUACUGGCGUCUCUCAUGGGGACCACAGAGCUGAAAACCGAGUAAAAUCUUGUACAUGUUCAGCGCUGCGCCGGAGAAAUGAACUGAGGACGCACCGGAGAUCAACGCUUUCUUGAGGAAAUCUUGAGAUUGGGAAAACAACAACAACAACAAAAAAAAGCAAAAACAAAAAAAAAAAAGCAUCAUGAGGUUGCAGCUGAGGAGAAUAUUCGCCGCCGCUUUAGGCUUGGUCACCUGCAUUUGUGCCUUUUCUACGACUUCAGCCUUUGACAUCCCACUGGAGGUCGAACAGCUGCCCACCAUCACCGCCCAGUCGCCCACCUCCCUCAUCGCCUUCCCCUUCGACGAGAGCUUCUCUGUGACGUGUGAAGCCAAAGGGAAUCCACAACCAGAAUUCAGAUGGACAAAGAAUGGGCAGGAAUUCGACCCCUUUUUAGACCCCCGUCUGAUGAAAGAGGAGAAUUCUGGGACUUUUGUGAUUCCAAAUAAUGGGAACCUCACUGAGUACCAGGGAACCUAUCGCUGUUACGCCACCAAUAAACUGGGGACGGCCAUAUCCAAGGAGAUUGAGUUCAUUGUGCCCCAUGUUCCAAAGUUUCCGAAAGAAACUCUUGAUCCGGUCGUGGUUGAAGAAGGCCAACCCUUCACUCUGAAAUGUAACCCACCGAAAGGAAUCCCACCUCUGCAGAUCUACUGGAUGACGCUCAAUCUGCAGCACAUCGAACAGGACGAGCGCGUGUCCAUGGGUCUGAACGGUGACCUUUACUUCUCCCACGCAGAGGAGAAGGACAGUAGGAGAGACUACUGCUGCUUCGCCGCCUUCCCUCGAAUACGAACCAUCGUGCAGAAAACCGCCAUGUCUGUCGUCGUCAAGACAAAAAAGUCAAGUCCAGAAACAGCCAAUGCCAUCCUGCAGAGAGGACCUGCUCUACUGACGCCCCCUGGUGUCAAAUCAGAGAAACGUCUGGUCAAAGGAGAAGACCUGAAACUGGAGUGCAUCGCUGAGGGAAUUCCGACUCCAGAGGUCGAGUGGAUGAGAGUAGCUCAUGAACUCCCCCAAAAAGCGCAAGUGGAAAGUCACGGGAAGCUGCUCAUCAUCCCCCGAGCCGAGCAGGAGGACAGUGGGAAGUAUCUGUGUAAGGCCAAGAACCGGCUGGGAGAGGCCGUCCAUUACUUCACAGUGACCGUGGAAGAGCCUCCAGAGUGGGUGUUCGAGCCCGAGAGUCAGCUCAGUAUGAUCGGCAACAACGUGCUGAUAAAGUGUUCGGCCACUGGGAGUCCUCAGCCGACGAUAACGUGGAAGGUCAACGGCGUUCCUCUGCACGAGUCGCCCUCAGCCAACAGGAGGGUAUUUGACGACACGAUAGUUUUGCAUAACGCCAAAGAGUCCGACAGCGCCGUCUACCAGUGUGAGGCCUCCAACAAACACGGGACCCUGCUGUCCAACGCCAACAUCAUGAUUAUGAAUCUGGCACCCAUGAUUUUGACCAAUGAGGGGGAGGAUUACUGGGCCGUGGAGGGGAAGGGGGUGACCAUGCACUGCAGGGUCUUCAGCUCUCCUCCGUCCACCAUCACCUGGAGCAAAGAUGACUCCUCCGAGUCGUUGGAGGGUCCGAGAUUUACCGUUCAUGACAACGGGUCGCUGGAGAUCUACGGCGUGGAAAAAAGCGACACAGGACAGUACACGUGUUACGCCAAGAACACGGAGGGUUCAUCUGCCGUCGACGCCAUGCUCUACGUGAAAGAUCCCACCAGAAUAGUGUCGGCCCCAGAGGACCAGCAGAUCUUAAUAGGUACCACGGCCCAGCUCUCAUGCCUGGCAGAGUACGACAAGUCCUUCAGCAACGACUUUGAGCUCCUGUGGGAAAAAGAUGAUAUGGAGAUCGGCCUCAACUACACUGACAAUUCAAGCAGAUACCUGAUGGAGGAUGGAGUUCUUCAGAUUGUCAAUGUGAGCCACGGGGACGCUGGAGUGUACACGUGCGUGGCGAGGACGCCGGUGGACCGUGACGCGGCAUCGGCGGUGCUGGUGGUGUUGGACGUCCCUGAUGCACCUGAGAACUUGGUUCUGUCUGAACAUAAGAGCAAAAGUGUGAAACUGAAAUGGAUCCCAGGAGACGAUCACAACAGCUCAACCACAGAGUUUAUUAUCCAGUACGAGGAAAGCCAGUGGGAGCCUGGAAACUGGAAGGAGAUGCUCCGAGUUCCUGGGAAUCUCAACUGGGCCGAGCUCAAGCUCCACGGUCAUGUCGACUACCGCUUCCGCGUGUCUGCCGUCAACGCCGUGGGGAGGGGUCGUCCCAGCGAACCCACGGAGAGAUACAAAACCCCCCCAGCAGCGCCUGACAAGAACCCUGAAAAUAUCAAAAUCGAAGGUCAUUUGCCACAUGAAAUGGAUAUCAACUGGGAGCCCUUGUUACCCAUCGAACACAACGGCCCUGGGCUGGAGUACAAGGUGAGCUACCGGCGCCAGGACCUACAGGACGGAUGGACCGAGCACAUGGUGAAGAGACACUCCUUUGUGGUCAAGAACACGCCCACCUUCGUCCCCUACGAAAUCAAGAUCCAAGCCAGGAACCACCAGGGCUGGGGGCCCGAGCCCAAGAUAGUGACGGGUUACUCUGGAGAAGACUCUUUCUUUUGGACUUGCCCUCAGGAGGUCACCUCAGUUCCCUCUGCAGCGCCGGAUGAUGUUGCUGUGGAGGUGAUGAACAGCUCCGUGGUCAAGGUUAGCUGGACGCGUAUACACAAGGACAAGUUACAUGGACAUCUGGGAGGCUACAGGAUAAACUGGUGGCGUCUGCGCAGCCUGGUGGAUCAGAAGAAACACCACGGAGACAAACACACCCUGAGCGUCCCCGGGGACCGAGUCCACGCCACCGUACCGGGGCUGACUCCGUUCUCCGAGUACAGCCUCAUCGUCAUGACCUUCAACGGGCGGGGCAACGGGCCCGGCAGCCAUCCCGUCAACUUCAAAACCCCAGAGGGAGUCCCUGAGAAAAAUCCUGUUUUCAGGGUCACAGACGUACAGAAGCACACAGUGGCGUUGGCGUGGGCGCCGCCGUCGGAGCCUAAUGGGAUUCUCACCGGAUUCCUCCUGGAGUACCAGCUCAUCAAUGACACAGAAGAAGUGGGGCCUGUGCAGACGGUAAACAUCAGCAACACCGACACCACCAAGUGGAUCCUACGAGACCUGGAGGCCGUGAGCAAAUACAAGUUCUACCUGCGAUCCUGCACGGCGAAGGGCUGCGGGCCCGUCGUCAGCGAGGAAUGCACCACCGCACUGGAAGCAACUCCCACUUUGGCUUCCACUGUUGGCAUCAGCAAGUCAGCCUCCCCCUCACCUCCAAGCACCACAAAGUCCCCAGUGACCAAACCCACUCGUUCCACCAUAGAUCUGGCCAGCAUCCACGGAGGAAUAUCCACCCAGGGCUGGUUUAUCGGGCUGAUGUGUGCCAUCGCUCUCCUCACACUCAUUGUGUUGAUCGCCUGCUUUGUCAACAGAAACAAAGGAGGAAAGUAUUCCGUAAAAGAAAAAGAAGACCUUCACCCAGACGUGGAGUCCCAGGGCAUGAAUGACGACACAUUUUGUGAAUACAGCGACAACGAUGAGAAGCCGCUGAAGGGCAGCCAACACUCGCUGAGCCGAGAGAUCAAAGCGGGGGACAGCGGGGACAGCCUGGUGGACUACGGCGACGAGGACGCACACUUCAACGAGGACGGCUCCUUCAUUGGCGAAUACGCCGGACGCAAGGAGAAGAGAGUGUCCGCCGAGAUCAAAGCCACCGUCCAGACCCCGGCGUGAAGACCAUAGACCGCCGGACGCCAUUUUUACAUCACGACGCCACCUGCUGGGAACGACACACGAAAGAAACAACAGACAUUCCCCAUAUUGAGCACAAGUUUGGUGUAACGCGUCAUCGCCGAAUGCACACUGCCAUUCCUCAUUUUCUACAUUUUCUGGGUUUUGUCAAGUUGCUACAGGACGACCAUUAUUAAAUACUGUGUAUAUAUAGUGUAUAUUGUACGUGCGGAGUGUCUUUUGUUUAUUAUAAUUAUUAUCAUACGACAAAUUUAGAGGGAUUGGACUUUGUUUUUGUUUUGUUUUUGUUUUUUUAAUUUCCGUUACUUCUGCAGCAGUACAGUUUGUAAAAAUGCUAGGAAAAUGUCAUCCCCCUUCGCACAUCAUUAUUUGCAGCUUCGCCUCUGAUGUCAGACCAGAACCGCCAACACAAGGGGAUAUCGAGCUGAUAUUUUUCAAUUGGAGCAAAACUUACUGACCUUUUCUAUGAAAUGAAAUGUAUUCAUUAAAUAUGAUGUAAGAUGUGUACAGAGGUUGCCUAUUAACUUAUUUUUUCCAGUGGUUUUAUAUACAUGACAGAAUAACAAGGGAAAUUUACAUAUCAUGACAUAUCAUAAACCCUCGAGUUAUAAAUGAUCCCGUAACGGUAGAACCAAGUAUGAUUUAGUUAUUAUUAUUAUUAUUGUUUAUAAUCAUUUAGCUCCACUGGACAGUCUAUAUGAUGAUAAAACCCUCACUGUGUCCUUUACAUCCCACUCCAGAACCAGAUCUGGAACAUUUAAUCCAAUAUUGGCAGCUCUUUUAUUAUUUUUUAGCACCUGUAGUGUAAAUUAGAAACCCUCUUUUUUUUUAUUCGGAUAUAUAUUCGGAAUUUAAUCACGCUUUGUAAUUACAUUUUGAGGUAAAAAUAUGAAGUAUAAUUGUAAUUAAAUACAAAUAAUAAGCCGUGUUUCCACCUGAAGAACCUGGAAUUUUAAGGUGGUCUACGAUUGUUAUUUUUGUGUAAAUUUUUUGCUAAUUUUUCCGAAACGGCAAGAAAUAUAUGCAUGUGUAAAAGUAGAGAUUCACAUGGCAGCCAAUUAGAGCCGAGCAGAGACUGUUUUUCACUCAAAUAAAAUCUUUAGAACGUAAUUUAGUGGCGUUAAUUCACACUGAAGUUUCCUGGUUCCUGUGGUGGAAACACUGCUAUCGAUAAAAUAUUUCAUUUGCAAGUGUUUGGUAUUUUUACUGUCGCUGUCAGUACAAUUUCUUUGUAUUUCAAUUGCAUAUUCACAUUAUACACGUUCAUUUUUAUCGUCCUUUUGGUGGUUUAGACAUAGAAUGUUGCAGAAAUGAGUCGUAAAACCUGGAAAUGAACGAGUAUUUUGCACUUCCAAGUCUCCUCGUCCUAAAGUCAAUGAGUUUUUGGUUAAAAAA